UUGGCGAAUCUGCUGCACAGGCGCGCCGGAAGUGGGGCCGCCCUUCGCCGGAAGUCGCGCUUCCUCCAUUUUGUUGCCCGCUAUGGCGGCCGUGUCGAGGUUGGGGCCUGGAUGCGGCGCUUUUGACUGAGGGGCAGGCCAGGGAGAGGCAUCCGGGACAACGGUGCACGACAGGGCCAGCCUGGUCGCCGGGGACGCUGUCAUGUACGGCGCGAGCGGCGGCCGUGCCAAAGCCGAGAGGAAAAGUGGCGCGAAGGAGGAGGCCGGGCCCGGCGGAGCCGGCGGUGGGGGGAACCGAGUGGAGCUGCUGGUCUUCGGCUAUGCGUGCAAGCUGUUCCGGGACGAUGAGCGGGCCCUGGCUCAGGAGCAGGGACAGCACCUCAUCCCCUGGAUGGGGGACCAGAAGAUCCUCAUCGACAGGUACGACGGGCGCGGCCACCUGCACGACCUGUCCGAGUACGAGGCUGCGCACGCCACCUGGAACAGAGACUACCAGCUCUCGGAGGAGGAGGCGCGAGUAGAGGCCCUGUGUGAUGAGGAGAGGUAUUUAGCCUUGCAUACGGACUUGCUUGAGGAGGAGGCGAGGCAAGAGGAAGAAUACAAGCGCCUGAGCGAGGCCCUGGCCGAGGACGGGAGCUAUAACGCGGUGGGAUUCACGUACGGGAGUGACUAUUAUGACCCGUCCGAGCCGACCGAGGAAGAGGAGCCUUCCAAACAGAGAGAGAAGAGCGAGGCUGAGCACGCGGAUGAGAACGAGGAGCCCUUCGUGGCCCCCCCAGGGCUGAACGUGCCGCCCGACGUGGAGCUGCCGCCCACAGCCAAGAUGCACGCCAUCAUCGAGCGCACGGCCCGCUUCGUGUGCAGGCAGGGCGCGCAGUUCGAGAUCAUGCUGAAGGCCAGGCAGGCCCGGAACUCGCAGUUCGACUUCCUGCGCUUCGACCACUACCUCAACCCGUACUACAAGUUCAUCCAGAAGGCCAUGAAGGAAGGGCGCUACCCCGUGCUGGCGGAGGGCAGAGGCGACGAGAAGCAGAAGCCGGGGGCCAGCUCCGACGACGAGGGCGACGACGACGAGGGCGACGGGAGCUACCUGCACCCGUCCCUCUUCGCGUCCCGGAAGUGCGACCGCCUGGAGGAGCUGAUGAAGCCCCUGAAGGUGGUGGAUCCGGACCACCCGCUGGCGGCGCUGGUGCGCAAAGCCCAGGCCGACAGCCCCGCCCCGGCCCCGCCCUCGGCCGACGGUGCAGCUGCCCCGCCCUCGCAGGUGGAGUACCCUGCGGACUCGGCAGUGGCAGCCAUGUACUACAGCUACUACAUGCUCCCGGACGGCACCUACUGCCUGGCGCCCCCACCCCCGGGGGUGGACGUGGCCACCUACUACAGCACCCUGCCGGCCACAGUGGCCGUGUCCAGCACCACCGGAGUGACAGCCACCGCCCCGCCCCCUCCCGGGACCACGCCGCCGCCGCCCCAAACCACUGCGGAGACGAGUAGUGGGGCGACCUCCACCACCAUCACCACAAGUGCUCUCGCCCCCGUGGCCGCCAUCAUCCCCCCGCCCCCCGACGUCCAGCCUGUGAUCGACAAGCUGGCUGAGUACGUGGCCCGGAACGGCCUCAAGUUCGAGACCAGUGUCCGCGCCAAGAACGACCAGAGGUUCGAGUUCCUGCAGCCCUGGCACCAGUACAACGCUUACUACGAGUUCAAGAAGCAGUUCUUCCUGCAGAAGGAAGGGGGCGACGGCGCGCAGGCUGCGUCCGCGUCGGAAGAGGCUCCGGUGGAGCCGGCCCCCGAGAAGCCGAGCGACCUGGGGGAGGACGGGGCGGCCGAGGACCCGGCCGAGGCGGGGGGCAGAGGCGGCGCGGCGGGGAAGAAGGAGGCCGCAUCCAGUAAAGCCGCUGCGGACGGGAAGCUCGUGAAAGCCUCGUUCGCGCCGAUCAGCUUCGCGAUCAGGGCCAAGGAGAACGACCUCCUCCCACUGGAGAGGCACCGGGUGAAGCUGGACGACGACAGCGACGACGACGGCGACGCGCCAGGCGCCGAGGGCCAGGAGAGCGCCUGCGCGGCGGCCGGCGCCGACCCGGUGGCGGCCCCGCCCUGCGCAGGCGUCGAGGAGAGGCGGGCCCCGCUCACCCAGGAGGAGCUGGAAGCCAAGCAAGCGAAGCAGAAGCUGGAGGACCGGCUGGCCGCCGCCGCCAGGGAGAAGCUGGCCCAGGCGUCCAAGGAGUCCAAGGAGAAGCAGCUGCAAGCGGAGCGGAAGAGGAAGGCCGCCCUGUUCCUGCAGACCUUGAGGCAGCCCCUGCCGGAGGCCGAGGGCGGGAAGGUCGAGGAGGGCCCCUUCAGCGCGGAGGAAGCCAGCCCUGCAGCCUGCCCGCUGCUGAGCGGGGGCCGGCCUCUGCCGGCCGCGGACACCAAGCCCCCCGAAGGGCCCUCCAGCAGGAGCAGAGAGCCCCCCAGGGAGGCGGAGAGGGAGAGGAAGAAGAAGAAGCACAAGAAGCGGUCCCGGACGCGCUCGCGCUCCCCCCGGCGCCACUCCUCCUCCAAGCCCCGGUCCCGGUCCCACUCGAAGGCGAAGCACUGCCUGCCCAGCGCCUACCGGACCGCCCGGCGCUCCCGGUCCCGGUCCCGGUCCCCCCGGCGAAGAGCCCACUCUCCCGAGAGGCGCAGGGAGGAAAGAAGCGUCCCCACCGCCUACCGGGUGAGCAACAGCCCCGGCGCCAGCAGGAAGCGCACCCGGUCCAGGAGCCCCCACGAGAAGAAGAAGAAGCGGCGCUCGCGGUCGCGGACCAAGUCCAAGGCCGAGUCCCGGCCGGCGUCCCCCGGCCAGCAGGCCCCGCGCCGGCACUCGGCCCACUCGGCCAGCAUCUCCCCCGCGGAGAGUCGGGGCUCCAGCCCGGAGCGCUCCAGGGGCGUCUCUCAGGAAAAAGAAGGUCAGAUCUCUUCGGCGAUUGUGUCUUCUGUGCAGAGCAAAAUCACUCAGGACCUCAUGGCCAAAGUCAGGGCGAUGCUCGCCGCCUCCAAAAACAUGCAGACCAGCGCCUCCUGAGACGCGGCCGUGGGCCUCGCGGGGCCAGCCAGACCCCCGGGCGUCCGUGGCCGCGGCGGCUUUUGUACAUUCAUUUUCGAUGACAUUUUCAGUUGAAGAUUUUGACCAGCAGUCUCUUACCUGUAUAUUUGUAAAUAAUAUCAUGUUUCUGUGAAAACGUAUUAUCAAAUAAAACGGGAGGAAAACAGCUUUUCUA
Molecule: messenger RNA, 3242 nt
Organism: Phyllostomus hastatus (greater spear-nosed bat)
Lineage: Eukaryota; Metazoa; Chordata; Mammalia; Chiroptera; Phyllostomidae
Gene: SFSWAP
Product: splicing factor SWAP
Exons: 18
Coding region: 203-3046 (947 amino acids)
Biological process (GO): mRNA 5'-splice site recognition; RNA processing
Molecular function (GO): RNA binding
Source: RefSeq, a predicted model, not a curated record